ACUCGGACAUCUCUUUGCCCUACUGGGGACGGUUUUAGCAACCACUCAGAACUACCAACCUUUCAUUUCAAUACGCCUCCCAAUUUCAGAUUAUAACUUAUAAUUUCUGAAAUGAUUCCUCUUAUGAUAAUACUAGCUAUUAUCGUGGCCCUGGGGGCUACGAAUGUUAAUGCGGAUUUUACGGUAUAUAUUGGAAAGGAUAACGACAUUACGGAUGUGGGAGUUACGUUUAGCUCAAACGAAUUGCAAAUACACGAUCAUGCCCUACUCAGUUGCUCGGAUAUGGGUCAUACAGUGUCCAUUUCGGCUAGCAACAUAAAUGAUGCCAGUAAAGGCCGAUGGGCCUGUGAUGGCUGUAGCGCGGAUGCUCCGAGGAACUGGAUCGUCGACCGAUUCGAGAUGUAUAAUCGCGACGACGCUGUGGGGCAUGGUACCGAUCACCCCUUUCCACUUUUCGACAGAGCUACGGGGGCUGUCACCCUAUAUGGGACCGGGGACGGGAACUAUGCUAUGUUAGACAUCAACAACACGUUUCUUGGGACUUGCAAUCGACCAUCCAAACCCCAGGAGAUGGACUGUUGGGAGCUCAUUUCAGCAACAUUUCUUACGCACGUUUUCACCUGUAUAAGCGAUCUCGUUCCAAAUAAGCGACUUUGGGUUCCAGAGUAAUAUCUGCGAACUCUUGAAGGAUUUCAAUACUUUGAUUUAAUCAAAAUGGUGGUGAUGUAUCUUGUCUGCGAUCGAGUUUAAUAUUAUUUCUUAUUCAUUGAUUGGGAUGUUGUUGGUGGUGUUGGAAUGCGAUAUUUGGCGACGUGGCCAAACCCCUAACAGCUCUCGUGGACGUCAUAUCAUAUUAACUUUUCAAUUCAUUCAGUAUCAUAAUUUCAAGCCCCUAGCCAAAAGCCACCUAGGAGAAUGUAAGAUAUUUCAAGAGUAAAAUAUACACCUUACCCUUAAACCCUACUGGCCUAAUCGAGGAAUGUACCAGCGAAAAGCGAGCUUUGAUAGGUCGUGAUGCUAUUAAUAGAAGGAAUCUGAAUUACUAAGCGUUAUGGAUAGUAAGUCCUUAGGUAACCGUAGAGAAAUUUCCUAGACUCCCCAAUUUUUCUCUCUUGUCGAGUCAAUCUUUUCAUUGGUGAGCGGUGACUCAGGGGUGUCUCAGAUUGGAAAGCGACUUCCCUUACCCAGCCUAGUACUCAGCAAGAACCAGACAGGAACAUUCCGUUGAUUGCCAAUUUCCCUUCCUUACCCAUAGUUUCUAAGGCUAAUUGGAGACCUAGAUGGACAAAGCUGAGCGGUUCUGCGAGUUUACGUUUGGAUGUCUCUUUUUGCCCCCGAGAAAGUCGCACAAAA
This is a messenger RNA of Hypoxylon trugodes, 1353 nucleotides long. RefSeq lists its product as uncharacterized. The transcript has 3 exons. NCBI's taxonomy places the organism in Eukaryota, Fungi, Ascomycota, Sordariomycetes, Xylariales, Hypoxylaceae. Bases 112 to 669 code for a protein of 185 amino acids. The record is from RefSeq and is a predicted model, not a curated record.